Messenger RNA from Styela clava, 2298 nucleotides. RefSeq names its product tryptophan--tRNA ligase, cytoplasmic-like. Gene Ontology annotation, cellular component: cytoplasm. NCBI's taxonomy places the organism in Eukaryota, Metazoa, Chordata, Ascidiacea, Stolidobranchia, Styelidae. The record is from RefSeq and is a predicted model, not a curated record. Gene Ontology annotation, molecular function: ATP binding; tryptophan-tRNA ligase activity. Gene Ontology annotation, biological process: tryptophanyl-tRNA aminoacylation.
AUAACUUAAUUUUAUUUUUCAAUAGCUUAACCUUAAAAUACCCACAAUCAGACAAUGACGGAACAAAAUAAACUUGAGAAUGGGAUCAAAGAAAAUGGAGAAAGUGUGGUUGAAGAAGAUAUUGUUAAUCCAUGGGAAGUACAGUCCAGUAGUUCAAAAGGGGUUGAUUACGAUAAAUUAAUUAAGAGAUUCGGAUCAAGUAAAGUCGAUCAAACACUUAUUGAUAGAAUUGAACAAAUAACUUCAAAAUCUGGUAGAAAAGUUCAUCAUUUCAUCAAAAGAGGACUGUUUUUCUCACACAGGGAAAUGCAUCGCAUCUUAGAUUUGUAUGAACAAGGAAAACCCUUUUAUUUGUACACUGGCCGAGGACCUUCAUCACAGGCAAUGCAUUUGGGACAUCUUAUACCUUUCAUAAUGACAAGAUAUUUACAAGAGGCAUUUGAUGUUCCUGUUGUUGUACAGUUAACUGAUGAUGAAAAAUUCCUAUGGAAAGAUUUGACACUCGAAGAAUGUUAUGAGCUUUCAAAAGAAAAUGCGAAAGAUAUAAUUGCGUGCGGAUUCGAUCCCGACAAAACUUUCAUAUUUUCAGAUUUGGAUUAUAUUGGAUCAUGUAAAGAUUUUUACUGGAAUAUGAAAAGAGUAGAAAAAUGUGUGACAUUUAAUCAGGCAAGAGGAAUAUUUGGAUUUGGGGACAGCGAUUGUAUUGGUAAAAUCAGUUUUCCCGCUAUUCAAGCCGCUCCUUCCUUUUCAACGAGUUUUCCUCACAUAUUUAAUGGGAGGAAGGAUAUUCCAUGUUUGAUACCAUGUGCAAUAGACCAGGAUCCAUAUUUCCGUAUGACAAGAGAUGUUGCACCGAGAUUGAAAUUUCAAAAACCUGCACUUCUACACUCUGUAUUUUUUCCUGCAUUGCAAGGAGCUCAAACUAAAAUGAGUUCCAGUGAUCCAACCUCAUCUAUAUUUUUAACGGACACUCCAAAUCAAGUGAAGAACAAAAUCAAUAGAUAUGCAUUUUCCGGAGGGAGAGACACAAUAGAAGAACAUAGGCAACAUGGGGGAGAUUGUGAAGUUGAUGUUUCAUAUCAAUAUCUAAAGUUCUUUUUGGAAGAUGAUGAACGUUUAGAACAAAUUAGAGAGGAUUAUUCAAGUGGAAAAAUGCUGACAGGAGAAUUGAAGAAAGAACUCAUUUCAAUAUUGCAACCUCUUGUUGCCACACAUCAAGAGGAAAGAAAAAAGGUCACACCAGAAAUUUUGCAGCAAUUUAUGUCAAUCAGGAAGUUACCAUGUUCAGACAAGUAUCCCCCUCCAGAUCCUACUGGCAUCGUCGAGGUAAAAAGAAGAAGAAAAAGAAGAAACAAGGUUGAAUGUGCGAAAGACAAUGGGGAUGCUGUAGUUUCUAAGACUGGCCGCAGCUGAAGCACCAACCACAUGAAUAUAUUUUUCGUUUUUCAAUUAUUAAUAAUUUAUUGGACCCUGAAUUCCAUUUUGCGUGGUGGGAUUCUGGAAAUGUACAAAAGGUGGACUGCUGUAAGUAAAUUUUAAGUUAUGAAACCUGAAGCUUUUAUUGGAUAAAAAAGACCUGAUACUACUACAGUUCAUAUUUAAUUUGUGAACUAUUGAAAUGUAAGAAUCGUACUCUCGUCUAAUUUAUUUGUUGUGGGAUUAGAUAUGCACUUAUGAUGUCGCAAUUAUUGAUGGUUCAGUUGAAAUUGAUAUAAACAUUGUCUGCUGGCUGUUAGUGGUAUGUAAUUGAUUUGUUCAUGAAAGUGAGAUUUAAGAUUAUGAAUUGGCUUGUAUUUAUUUGAUUUAUGCUCACUUUUUAAAAACAGUACAGGACUGGCUUAUUUUUUGUUCAUAGUAGGUGUCAGUUCAGUAGGUGGGUGAUUCUAAAAUAUUUUUUUCUAAUUCAAAGUAGAACCUCUUUUUUAACUUGUGUUGCAAAAGGCUAUUUACCUUGCUGAGCGUUAGUGUUGAAAUCGAUCAAUCUUAGUGUGACCUGUCUGGAGAACUGAUAUUUUAUGUAUACGCAGGUAAAUUCUAAAAAGGCAGUGAGUAUUGGUCUAAUUGAGCAGCUGAUUUCAACUGUUCAUAGUGGCCACAUCGAAAACAAUUUAUAUUUUUAAAGUAUAUAUAGAUCUGAUCUUUUGAUGUAAAAAUCGUCAUGAGCUUAAUGAUUAGCCAGACUAUGUGCACUUUAGGUUUAUUACUCUGGGGUUGUCUUGGAUAUCAUUUGCCAAAAUUAGCAUUGCAUGUGAAAAAAAUAAAUGGAAGAUAUUGAUCGGCAUGGCCGAAAAUGACAAG